Messenger RNA from Glycine soja, 1229 nucleotides. Its product is annotated as protein EXORDIUM-like 2. NCBI's taxonomy places the organism in Eukaryota, Viridiplantae, Streptophyta, Magnoliopsida, Fabales, Fabaceae. Bases 41 to 991 code for a protein of 316 amino acids. The transcript has a single exon. The record is from RefSeq and is a predicted model, not a curated record.
CCUCUUCUCAAACUCCAAUAUACUCAUCACCAACACUAAAAUGGCACUUCCAUACCCAUUUUCCUAUCUCCUCUUCCUCCUUCUAAUUCUCUUAUCUUCUCUCCCAAACAUUUCCCAAGCCACCUCUCGUGCCCCAAAUCGCAUGUUAGCCUUGGUUCAAAACCAACCGCUUGUACUAAAAUACCACAAGGGUCCUCUUCUAAAGGGCAACAUCACCCUCCAUUUGCUAUGGUACGGUACAUUUACCCCCACGCAACGAUCAAUAGUCAUCGAUUUCCUUGAAUCCCUAACCUCCACGUCAGCACCUGGAGCCCCUUCAGUUUCCACGUGGUGGCAAACCACCGAGAGCUACAGGGGAGGCCCCUGCACCCUCGUCGUAGGGAACCAAAUCCUCGAUGAAACCUACUCCCUCGGAAAAUCACUAAAAAACGACCACCUCGUAGCUCUGGCGUCGAAUCCUAAACUAAAUUCGGCGCCCGGGGAUCGUGUCGUCCACGUCAUCCUCACCGCAGCUGACGUGGCGGUGGAGGAUUUCUGCAUGAACCAGUGCGGGACCCACGGGAGGGGCAAGAACGGAAAUUCAGAAAAGAUCGCGUAUGCGUGGGUGGGGAAUUCUGUUACGCAGUGUCCGGGGCAGUGCGCGUGGCCGUUCCAUCAACCGCUAUACGGUCCCCAGACGGCACCGUUAGUGGCGCCUAACGGCGACGUUGGGGUUGACGGAAUGGUGAUAAAUUUAGCGACGGUUUUGGCUGGGGCGGUUACGAAUCCGUUUGAGGACGGUUACUAUCAGGGUCCGGCGAGUGCGCCGCUGGAGGCGGUGUCGGCGUGCACCGGGAUUUUCGGGAAGGGGGCGUACCCGGGUUACGCCGGGAACGUUCUGGCGGAGAACGCGACGGGGGCAAGCUACAACGCCGUCGGGGUGCGCGGCCGGAAGUUCUUGCUGCCGGCGAUGUGGGACCCACUCACCUCCACCUGCAAGACACUGGUGUGAGAUGAAUGUAAAGUGUAAACAAUAUAAAAGGACCAUAAAAUAUGGGUUUGUGUGUGAGAGAGAGAAAAGAGAGAUUUGCAAGUUUGCCUCGGACGGUUGUUAUUGGAAUGAUAGGUUAUGUGUGGUAAUAGGUAAUAAUAGUUAAUUUUGAUACUUUUUAAAAUAAAUAUAUAUAUGUAUGAAAUAAUUAGAGAUUAAUUUCCAUCAUCUCAGUAUAAAGUUUUUUUUUUGUAAUAAA